GCUCAAUGCUCCUCACUGCCUGAGGUGGGGGGCCCGUUUGUGCAAACGUACAAUAAAUACCUCAUGCUUUUUGCAUCAGCUGGUUUGGAGUCUGGGUUUUUGGGCGUCCUCUCGAGCAAGUGGGCAUCUCUGCAACUGAGAGGUCCAACAUUUUUGGCGCCCAACGUGGGGCUCGAGGUCGCCCUCAGACCCAUUCUCUGCGGACCAGUUGGAGGUAUAAUUAAGUGUUUUCUGUCUGUUGUUGUCUUCGUCUUGAGUAUUCUGACUGGCCAGUAUCUGACCUGACUCUGUGGGACCAGUGGGGGAGGCAGGCGUGCCCAGCAACCCCUGGCCCGUUACCCGGAGGACGCUCCGGGUUAUGAGGGGAAACCCUCGGUCUGUUCCCCCGGAAGACGCACUCGGGGUGGUCUGGAGGUGGGUCGGAGACUAAGUCUCCCUCCUUCCCGGGGAGGGCUGGUCAGGCAGCCGCUCCCAAAAAUAGCGCAAUAGCGUUCGAUUUGUCCUAGCCAUGUGUUUUGUCUUGCUUACUGUAUAUGUCUGUGCAAUGGUUGUUCUUUUUGUUUGGGCUGAAAUCCUUAUACGCAAGGGUCAACAAAUAACCACCCCUUUAAGUCUCACUCUAGAUCACUGGAAGGACGUUCGAGAACGCGCGCGCCACCUCUCAGUGGAGGUUAAAAAGAAACAAUGGGCAAGAUUCUGUUCCUCAGAGUGGCCGGCCUUCGAGGUCGGCUGGCCAAGGAACGGCACUUUUAACCUCGAUAUUAUUUUACAGAUUAAGGAGCGCGUCUUUCGGCCAGGAUCCGAUGGACACCCUGAUCAGGUGGCCUACAUUACCACGUGGGAGGAUCUUUCACGUAACCCCCCUCCCUGGAUAGAACCCUUCUUCCCGACGGAGCCCAUACGGACCCCGAUACCCCCUCCUCCUAUCCCGGUUGUACCAACCUCCUCCCUAUUCCCUCUGAAGGAGAUUCGAGGUCCAAAACCUGACAAGCCACCGGUUCUUCCGGCUGAUCAGGACUUUCUGCUCCUUGACUCUCCCCCACCCUAUCUUCCCAGCCAACCUGCUCCCCCGCAGGAACCCCCACUACAACCAGAGCGGGAUGUGCAGCCUUCUGCACCAUCCCCUGAUUCCACGAGGGAAGGGGAAGAAGUCUCAGCGCCUUCCCCGCCCUCCAGCCGCCUGCGCCUCCGUCGGGGGCAGGCAGGGGGCUCGGGAAGCGUCUGGACUUCGCAGGCUUUUCCUCUUCGCUCGGUGGCUGGCCAGAUGCAGUACUGGCCAUUCUCUGCUUCCGAUCUUUACAAUUGGAAAACCCAUAACCCCUCUUUCUCUCAAGACCCCUAGGCUCUGACUGGGCUGAUCGAGUCAAUUUUAUUGACUCAUCAGCCCACCUGGGAUGAUUGUCAGCAGCUUCUGCAGACCCUCCUCACUACUGAGGAAAAGCAGCGCGUCUACCUCGAGGCACGGAAAAACGUCCCUGGAGCAGAUGGCCGACCGACCCUACUGCCAAACGAAAUCGAGGAGGCGUUUCCCUUAACCCGUCCUGAUUGGGACUACACCACCGUUGCUGGUAGGGAGCGACUUCGUCUUUACCGCCAGGUUCUCCUUGCGGGUCUCAGAGGGGCUGGAAAGCGCCCCACCAAUUUGGCCAAGGUACGUGCAGUAGUGCAGGGGGCUGAGGAAACGCCGGCAGGCUUCCUUAAAAGAUUAAUGGAAGCCUACCGUAUGUACACCCCGUUUGACCCCCUGGCAGAGGACCGGCAGGGAGAUGUAAUCAUGUCCUUUAUAGGACAGUCAGCGCCGGACAUCCGCAAUAAAUUGCAGCGGCUAGAGGGGCUUCAGGGAUAUACUAUACAAGAUUUAAUGAAGGAGGCAGAAAGGAUUUACAACAAAAAGGAUCCACAAGGAGCAGGAGGAAAGGGAAGGCCUGCACUGGCCUGAGGGAGGCUCGUAAAUCCCCAGAGGCAGUUAAAACUAAGGUAAAACUUCCAGGUGUGGCGGCAACCCCUAAAAGCCCAACACUGCCUCAACGCACUGCGCCUCCAAUUCCGCCCAUGUGGCCACCCCUUUAUGGUUAUUCACCUCCCUUAAAUCGCCCGCCGCCAUCUUGUAAACAGCGUGCCUACCCAACCCCAUGGCCAGUCCUGCUAGGCCCCGGCGUGCACAGUCUUCCCUGUAAAUGGGGGACCAUGCCUUUCUCUGCACUCUCUUCCAGUCAGUGUAGCCUGUUGCACCCUUGCAGACCACAGCCAGAUACUCUAGGGGAGACUAGUCCUUGGGCUGCUUUUUUCCUCUCCAUUUACAAUUCAAUGCUGUCCUCACUAGGAAGAAAAAAUGCCUUUGGCUACCACUGGCCUUACCUAAAGGAACAAAAACCUUCAUCCAUUAACCCUUUCCAACCUAAUGAGUCUUUAUUUGCAGUUAAUGAAACUUUUUCUCCAGCACUACGGAAGCCUCUCAUUCCCUGCCGUUUUGUUUCAGAUGUGUU
Messenger RNA from Lepus europaeus (European hare), 2486 nucleotides. RefSeq lists its product as uncharacterized. NCBI's taxonomy places the organism in Eukaryota, Metazoa, Chordata, Mammalia, Lagomorpha, Leporidae. Gene Ontology annotation, biological process: virion assembly. The record is from RefSeq and is a predicted model, not a curated record. The transcript has a single exon.